AAAUCAUGUCAUACAAGCAAAUUCAAACAUUUUAAUUAUUUUUGAAUAACCGAAAUAUCUGAAAAUGGUUCUCGAUCCGGAUAUAAGAAAGUACCAUGAACCGUCCUACGGCAAAAAGUUCCCCAUGCCCGACGUGGAGCGCAUCGGCAUAUUCGCCGAGAUGCCCUACAUGCACGGGGAACAAUAUGUGCCGAUUUACUCUCCACCUUGCCACUUCACGGGGACGAAUUUCAUCGGCAUAGGUCCGAAAAUAAAGGCCGGUCUAGCGGACUGCUACUUCGAUAAGGAAUACAAAAGAAUAUUCGAAGGCGAAGCGAUCAAGAAGAACAAGCUGAAGAAGCUUCUCCCGUUUCAAAUCGUCAAAAUCACGCCUAUUUUGGUACCGGGCCCGACCAAAUGGCAUUCGACGCCCGGAGAUUGGUACGGGUGUUUCAGCGAUUUCCCUUACAUGAGCUUCAAAGCGAAGAAAACAAAGAGGCUUCCGCCCGAAAAGAAAAACUUCCUCACUAAACCGGGUAGAAAGGGCAACAGCGGCUACGCCAACAUAUGCAUGAACCCUUACCCCAAACACUCCGAGGACAAAUACGGCGAUAAGGGAAGGUGGAAGGUCUACGGGAAGAAAGUAAACGGUCCGAUGGUCACUAACGUCUAUCCGCAACCGUACUUCGAUAGCAAUCCUUACAAAUUACCCUCCGACAUUCCGUUCGGCAAGACUUACAUCAAACCGGCGAAAACUGAGCCACCUUUCUUAGGUCCCGGCAUCAUCAAGCCCAUCGGGCCCGGCAAGGAACUGGCCGGCUGCAAAUGCGGCGGCUUCAGCAAAUACCCCGCUCACAGCACCGACAAACACUUUACCGUGUGGGACUUGAAUAGGCCCAAGAAACUAGUGGGAACCAAAUGGAACGCGCACGCCACUGGUUUCAAGACGCUCUACUUCCAAUCCAUCGUCGGCAAGAACGUUACGUUUAGGUUAAACGAAAGAACGUUGACCACUUACGAACCGACGUACACGAAGUACUUAUGGGAUUGAAUUUAUAAUUUUUUUAAAAAAUUACUCGAAUAUUCAGAAACCAGUGUAUAGUUUAAUGUUUGUAGGUAAUUUUUGCCUUUUAAAAUCAAAUUCUGC
Phyllotreta striolata is the source of this 1126-nucleotide messenger RNA. The record is from the annotation of a GenBank genome assembly. Lineage: Eukaryota; Metazoa; Arthropoda; Insecta; Coleoptera; Chrysomelidae.